GAAUCAGCUCAUAUGAGCACGGAUCAGCUGUCCAGAUAAUUCAUUUUUCUUGUAAUGAUCACGUUAGAUUCGCUCAACUCUCCAUUCUCCACGUCUUUAACUCACUUGACGUCUUCACUUUUAGCAUUUAGACUCGUAUAGACACAUAUCUGAUUUGCGGUACAGUAAGUCAUGGAUGUUGAUGGGAACAAAGAAAUAUUCCAACGAUUUAGACCGUCAGGCGACAAUAGAAAUCACAAGGUUUGCUAUCAUUGGCGGGCGGGUAAAUGCAAUAGGUUCUCAUGUCCUUUUUUGCACAGAGAGUUGUCCGCACCUUAUUCAAACUACAAUGAUGGUAUUUCAUUGGUUAAACGAUCACAAGGGUUUUCCGAUGAUCAUAAUUCUAUCCGCCGGAGUCCCAAUUUCAAUGGGACAUCUACAUGGGGACGAGUGUAUAGUGGUGGGGGUGGCAGUCGUGUUGUGACGAAGACAGAAAAGUUGUGUAACUUCUGGAGUCAGGGAAGUUGUUCUUUUAGAGAUAAGUGUAGAUAUUUGCAUUCAUGGUGUACUGGCGACUUUUCAUUGUUAACACAGCUUGAAGGACACCAGAAGGUUGUUACGGGAAUAACUAUGCCAUCUGGUUCGGAUAAGCUUUAUACUGCAAGUAAGGAUGAGACUAUCAGACUUUGGGAUUGCCAAUCUGGUCAAUGUGCUGGAGUCAUCAAUUUAGGGGGCGAAAUUGGCUGUAUGUUAAAUGAAGGUCCUUGGAUAUUUGUUGGUUUGCCACAUAUGGUCAAGGCAUCGAACACCCAAACAAAUGCUAUGCUGACUCUUGGUGGACCUGUUGGACAAGUCUACUCAUUAGUUGUGGGGAAUGAUAUGCUCUUUUCUGGCACACAGGAUGGGACUAUUUUAGCAUGGAAAUUUAAUGCUGCUGCAAAUAAUUUUGAACCUGCAGCAUCACUUAAGGGUCACAAUCAUGCUGUUGUGACGUUAAUUGUUGGAGCUAACAGACUAUACUCUGGUUCGAUGGAUCAUUCAAUUAGAGUGUGGAGUCUCGAUAAUUUGCAGUGUUUGCAGACGCUAGCAGAUCAUAAAUCAGUUGUAAUGUCUAUUCUUUGCUGGGAACAAUUCCUCCUAUCAUGUUCGUUGGAUAAAACAAUUAAGGUCUGGGCUGCAACUGGAAGUGGAAAUCUGGAGGUCACUUAUACACACAAUGAAGAACAUGGUCUGCUGUCGCUUUGUGGCAUGCAUGACUUGGAAGGCAAACCGGUCCUACUAUGCUCUGGCAAUGACAACACAACUCGUGCUUAUGACUUGCCAUCAUUUUCCGAGAGGGGCAAGAUAUUUGCAAAACAGGAAAUUCGAUCCAUACAAAUAGGUCCCGGAGGGUUGUUCUUUACUGGUGAUGGAUCCGGACUAGUAAAGGUGUGGAAUUGGUCGCCUAAAAAAUCUGCUAAUGCUUGACCGAUGAGAAGCCCUUAUGUUUUCUUACUUUUACUUUUUGUUUUUCCAGUGUUUUUGGAAGAACCAUAUAUAGUAAUUUUUGAGAUGAAAUAAGUCACAGUAGCAUUUAGUUUGUAGAGAGAAAACAUUGCAUUUCACAAAUUUACCCCUCUUGUAAUUGUAUUCUUUUAAAGCAUUAGACUAUUUAUGAAGUAUAUAGCAAAAAAAAAAGAGACUAUUUGUGAAGUG
Impatiens glandulifera is the source of this 1674-nucleotide messenger RNA. Its product is annotated as zinc finger CCCH domain-containing protein 48-like. NCBI's taxonomy places the organism in Eukaryota, Viridiplantae, Streptophyta, Magnoliopsida, Ericales, Balsaminaceae. The record is from RefSeq and is a predicted model, not a curated record. Gene Ontology annotation, molecular function: metal ion binding; protein binding. The transcript is spliced from 9 exons. Bases 172 to 1446 code for a protein of 424 amino acids.